Messenger RNA from Xiphophorus couchianus (Monterrey platyfish), 1780 nucleotides. Its product is annotated as olfactory receptor 52D1-like. The transcript is spliced from 3 exons. Gene Ontology annotation, biological process: G protein-coupled receptor signaling pathway; detection of chemical stimulus involved in sensory perception of smell. Gene Ontology annotation, cellular component: membrane. The record is from RefSeq and is a predicted model, not a curated record. NCBI's taxonomy places the organism in Eukaryota, Metazoa, Chordata, Actinopteri, Cyprinodontiformes, Poeciliidae. Gene Ontology annotation, molecular function: olfactory receptor activity; G protein-coupled receptor activity; odorant binding. The coding region runs from base 409 to 1350 and encodes 313 amino acids.
ACUGUUUAUAGCAGUAAAGAUGGCCGCCGCAGUGCUCUGUUUACGGCAGUAAAGAUGGCCGCCAUCUCUGAUGGAUUGUAAAGUUUCUGAGAGAGACGGCACAAUCAGCAGCUAGUCGGCAGAUGAAGGAAGCUGAUAAAAGCUAACAGCUAACAAUAACGGCCUUUAGUGGAGCAUUGUCUGCAGUUUCUGAGCCGGUUUUGACCCGGUUCUGUUUGGAUGUGAACUUAGACAAGGAGCGGUCAGUUGGGAUGUGAUGCGUUCACUGACUCAGACUCCUUUCAUCUCUUCAUUAUCAGAGUUGACGUUGCCUCUCUAAUGAACGGACGUCUUUAUAAAACUGACAGAGCUGGAGGUCUGUCGCCACUCUGUCCAGUAAAUCAAGAGGAAGGAAGAAAACUCUGACUGAUGGAAAAUUUCACCUUCAACAGCCUCACUCUGCAGAUGGAAGGGAUAAAAGUGACUCCAAUGUCGAUGUACCCUCUCUUUUUCUUCUUCCUUUCCAUCUAUCUGUUCAUACUGAUAUCUAAUGUGGGCAUUAUAAUCAUGAUUUGCAUGGACAGAAGCCUCCAUCAGCCCAUGUACCUGCUCUUCUGUAACCUGUCGUUUAACGAUGUUCUUGGUAACUCGUACAUGGUGCCCCGCCUGAUGUCGGACAUCUUGCUGCCGCCGGCUGAGCGCCUCAUUGGUUACUAUGAGUGUGUUGUUCAGGCUUUCUGUUCACACAUUUUUGGCACUGCUUCCCACACGGUGCUGAUGAUCAUGGCCUUUGACAGAUAUGUCGCCAUCUGUAAUCCGCUGCGUUACUCUGUGAUAAUGACCAACAGGAUGGUGAUGAAGCUGACCGUCUCUGCCUGGGGGUCGGCCUUGGUUCUGGUGGGGAUUCUGCUGGGCCUGACGGUCCGGCUGAGCCGCUGCAGGACUCUGAUCACCAACCCGUACUGUGACAACGCCUCACUGUUCAAGCUGUCCUGCGAGAGCGUGGUGAUCAAUAACAUCUACGGCCUGACCUUCACCGUGGUUCUGUUGACCUCCUCCAUCGGCAGCAUCGUCUUCACCUACACCCGGAUCACCAUGGUCUGUCUAACCAGCAGGAACAAGUCUAUAAACACUAAAGCCCUGAAGACCUGCAGCACACACCUCUUCGUCUACAUGAUCAUGUUUGUAUGUGGAAAGUUUAACAUCGUGGUCCAUCGCUUCCCUCAGUUCGUAGACCAAAGGAAGCUGGUAGCCAUCUUGUUCCACAUCGUCCCUGGAAGCCUGAACCCCGUCAUCUACGGAGCUCAGUCCAAAGAGAUCAAGAAAUUCCUGUCCAUGUUGUUCCGGUCCAGAAAGGUUCUGUCAUCAUAAUGAUGGAUAUCCAAACACCGUUCUAAUUCUGUUUUCAAACAUUUCUUAUGUUUACUUUAUAUUUUCCGUAUUUAGAUGUUUUAAACAUCUGAUCCAGACAAUAAUUAAAAUCUUCUGCUGUCAUUGCACCUAACUGAAUUUUGUUCAUAAAUAUUCAUGUAUAAGUCUUUGAAAAUACUAAUAUGAAAUUAUGUUUUAGUUCAAAAGCUAAUUUAUUUUCUUUGAAAUACAAAAAAGUUAUGUAGAAAAUGUGAUUUCAAAAUAAAGUUCCUAAUUAAUGAACACAAAACAAAGGAACAGUUCUUGUUCUCUGAUUCAUUAACAGAAAGUUCAUGAAAGGUAAUAUUUUUAAUCAACUUGUCUUUUAAUUGCUUUAUUGUCUUCGUUUUUUGGAUUAACUGACUAUGGUGUCAUGUGUCCCUGAAGUAGU